This is a messenger RNA of Bipolaris maydis ATCC 48331, 405 nucleotides long. The record is from RefSeq and is a predicted model, not a curated record. Lineage: Eukaryota; Fungi; Ascomycota; Dothideomycetes; Pleosporales; Pleosporaceae.
AUGUCCACUGACACGACCGCAAAAGGCUGGACCGAUCGCCAACGCCUUGCCUACUACUUCUCGCUAGUCGAGCACUCCAACGUAAAACUAGAUUUCACCAACGCACCCCGUCCCGAGGGCAAAUCCGUAGGCGCAUGCCGCAUCAUGGUCGACCGGCUCAAGGGCACGUUGAAAGAGGAGUUGGCUGCACUACGCGGUAGCGACGCUAGUGCAGGUGAUACUACGCCUAAGAAGGCGGUUACGACGCCGAGGAAGCGGAAGGCAAAGGCGGAGGUGGAAGGGGAGGAUAUCACACCAGUGAAGCGGGAGAGGAAGAAGAAAGUCGAGGAUGAAAUGGGAGAAGAGGAGAAGGUGGUGGUUGGUAACAACAUGGGCAAGGAGGAGCAUCUUGAGGAUGUCGUCUGA